CAGAGAGGAAGAAGAACUAUUUACACAACUGACUUCACUGGAAAUCCUGCAAAUAAAUGGAAUGCCACCACCAGAGCACAUCCUUUCAAACAUUCACAAUUUCAAAGAGCUGAAGGAACUAGAGGUAGAAUGCCAACUGGUAAAUGGGACAUCAUUGGAUUUUUGCCAGAGGAAUUUAAAAGCCUUCAAAGAAUUGAAAAGCUUGUAUUUAAGAAUGAGAACAUGGAAACACAGUGUGAACAACUGGGAAAAAUGAUUGAACACUUUCCCAAUCUGAACUCUUUCACGAUACAAUGUAAUCAUUGUUCUGAAUUUGAGAAGGUUAUCACUUCUUUAUGUCAGAAUACAAAAAUGGAAACUCUCUGUAUUAAGAAACCAAUGCUAAACAGCGAACUAAUC
Staurois parvus is the source of this 399-nucleotide messenger RNA. The record is from the annotation of a GenBank genome assembly. NCBI's taxonomy places the organism in Eukaryota, Metazoa, Chordata, Amphibia, Anura, Ranidae.